Molecule: messenger RNA, 977 nt
Organism: Verticillium dahliae VdLs.17
Lineage: Eukaryota; Fungi; Ascomycota; Sordariomycetes; Glomerellales; Plectosphaerellaceae
Product: ubiquitin-conjugating enzyme
Exons: 3
Coding region: 88-555 (155 amino acids)
Source: RefSeq, a predicted model, not a curated record
GCGACUCGAGCCGCCGCCCUCCGGUCUUCUCUCACCCAAAAAUUACUUCCUCGCCCAGACAAAUCAGCCAUUCGGUAGGCUUUCAUCAUGUCGGUGAGCUUUGCCUCGAAGAGGCUUGCCAAAGAACUCAAUAAGCUGAACAAUGGUCUGCCGCCUGGCAUCGAGCUGAUCUCGGCGGACAAUUUUGAGGAGUGGUUCAUGGACAUAAGAGUACUGGACGACAACCCGAUAUACCGCGACCAGAUCUACAGACUCAAAUUCAAGUUCUCUCCUCAAUACCCAAUCGAACCUCCCGAGGUCACAUUUUCGAAGACCACCGACCGACCCAUCCCCCUACACCCUCACAUCUACUCGAACGGCAUCAUAUGCCUGGAUCUUCUGGGAUCUCAGGGCUGGAGCCCGGUGCAGAACGUCGAGACGAUCUGCAUGAGCCUGCAGAGCAUGCUCACGGGCAACUCAAAGGCUGAGCGACCGCCGGGCGACGAGGACUUUGUACGAAGCAACAGGCAGCGCCCACGAGACAUCGACUUUUACUAUCACGAUAACACAGUGUAGGUGCCGGAGAGCGUCACAAAGUUAAAGGUGAUACGGUUAGCCUCGAGUCAGAGCAGCAAACUGUGUUCUGAUGAGGUGGCGAGUAUUUGCAUGGAAUCACCCACAUGACGUGGAACCACUCGGUUGACCACCGAUGGCUGUGCGGUGAAAGUUAUUACUUAGGAGUUUGGGCUAGCGGGCAUUACUUUGAUUUAUUAGCUGGUACUGCUCCUUUGCGACAUGGAAGGUCGGCUAUCGUGGAGCACAGCAUGCAUCAACAGUGACGAGGAAUAGGCGACGGGCCGUCAGCGAACAGCCUUCCAUCAGGCUCAGCAGGGACGGCCUCUGCGAAAGCUUUGCUCAGCAAGCUCUAGAGUGUCAAAUGGAACCCCCCAAAAUGAUAUCACUGGACGCCUUGAAUCAGAAGCUAGUUUGCUGGCAAA